AAAAACAUUUCCUUUUAAACAGGUGUAGAAGUGAUGAUGGUUUCUAAAAUCAUUCUCUCUGUUAACAGUCGUCACGCUGACCGUUGGACUGAACUACCAUUUCUAUGAUCGGCUUGUGGUACAGACGGAGAAGAGACUGCAAACCAUCCACAGAUAAACUGACAUACGAGUAAGAUAUGAGAGACCGGCUGGAGCUCCUCCAACAGGUGCAGCCUGACUCUGAGGGUUUCUCCAUGGUGGAGUUGGACAAUUUAGAGCAGGAGGCGGCAGCAGCAUCAGACCAGGACCUGGAUGGCGUCCUGCAGGAGGCCCAGCAGAUCCGUCUGGAGAUCCAGCAGAUCCAGAAUGACAUCAGUGAGCUGAAAGAUGUCAACUACCAGGCCUUAUACAAGACCUCAUGCCCUAUAGCAACAAAGCGGGACUCCAAUGCAGUCGGGGCGGAUAUUAAACGCCGGGGAGAGUCUGUGCUGCACCGUCUACACAAGAUGAAUGCUCUCAGUGGGGAGCUGGAGGACCAGCGUGGCAGCUCUGACCCCACAGCACGCAUCGCUCAAACACAGUGCCAGUGUCUCAGCAGGGCUCUGCGGGAGGUGAUGUUCAGCUACAACGACACAGAGAUGAGUCACAGGGAGGCCUGUAAACGACAGAUCCAGAGGCAGAUGGAGGUGGUGGGCAGGGAGGUCGGCGAGAAAGAGCUGGAGGAGAUGAUGGAGAGCGGGGAGCUGAACGUGUUCAGCAGCGUCCAGGUGGAGGGCAAAACGGCUCGCUCGGCUUACCUGCAGCUCGAGUGCCGACACAGGGAGCUGCAGGAGCUGGAGAAGAGGAUCGAGGGGAUCCAGGAGCUGUUUCUGGACGUGGCUGUGCUCAUAGAGGAGCAGGGGGUGGCCGUCGAAAACAUCCAGAGGAACGUUCAAAGUACUGAAGUGAUCAUUCAGGAGGCCGUGGUCAAGCUGGACAGAGCAACUUCUUCUGAUAAAAACAACCCCUUCAAGAAGCUGUGUUGUAGCUGCUUUCCAUGUUAUAACAGUUAGUCUGAGGAGGGCCAGUGGUUUUGGAUCCGGUCCACUGGUCCAUGAGGUAAAAGCUGCACUACAAACUAAAAGAACAACCCAUUAAAGAGGACCUAUUAUCCUUAUUUUAGGUGCAUACUUGUAUUUGGGGUUUCUACUAGAACGUGUUUACAUGCUUUAAUGUUCAAAACACGCUUUACUUUUCAUCCUCUCUGAAACGCUCUGUUUGAGCUCCCCCCCGAAAAGCCCGGUCUGCUCUAAUUAGUCAGCUGAACCCGCUCUGUUAUGAUUGGUCAACCGAACCAAACUCUUCAGACUCCGCUCCAGCUCCACUCUAACUAGCCUUGUUUGAGGGAGUGCCAAACUAGCAGGAUAGCAGGUAUUAUAGGCAGGUAUUAUGCCAAUGUGUUACUUGGUGACAUCACCAAGUUACGGAAGAAAAGGCAGGACUUCAACGAGGUGUUUCAGGCAGUUCAGGAGCAGUGUUUCUGUGGGGGAGAGUAACUCCCUUUGGCUUUAUAACUUUGCAGACCUUUUACAUGCACAAAAAAACUAUAUAACACACUAAAGGAAAGGGAAAAAGAACAACAACAUAAUAGGUCCUCUUUAAGACAAUAAUAUCAGUCAUUAGUUCCUUAAAAAAAGUGUUUUGAUAUUGACAAUCUCAUCACAAGGUCCAUUUAGACUGAAGUUAGACAUGUCAUGUGAGUUGCUAUCAAACAAUAGAAUCAACUUAAUAUGGCUCAAUUAGGAGAAGUGUGGAGUCGAGUCACAUGACCUGGACUCGAGUCAGACUUGAGUCACAAAUUUGAUGACUUUAGACUCGAUAAGAUAAAAAACAACAACUUGCGACUAGACUUAAACAUUGACACCAAUGACUCGUGACUUCACUUUGACUUGAGCCUUUUCUCUUGAAAAUACUUGAUACCUUCCCCCUAAGACAAAAGAUUGAAAAGUAUGUUCUCUAAAAAGUGUCAGUUUAUUUCCUGGAUCAACUAACAUACUAACAAAUGCUAUUCAUUCCCAGCAAGUCGACACUUAAAUGUUUGAACCAACCAGACAGCAUUCAGUCAAGUUGCAGAAGAGAACCAUGAAGAACUAACGUUACGUUACUGAGCACCAAUUGGAAAAAAAAUGAUACCAAAUAUAAUUUUGUUUGCGUACAAAAACUACACAGCGGUCAACAAAAAAUGAGUUGCAGUAUGCAAAAUGUGUGGGUCGAAAAUUACAGACGGAGACGCAAAUGGCAUUACAUUUGGUGAAGAGCACAUUAUGACUUGUUUAGGACUUGGAACUUGAGUGCAAAGACUUGAGACUUUUACUUGUGACUUGCAAAACAGUGACUUGGGCCCACCUCUGUCACUUAGCAAACGUCCAUAUCAACAAAUAGCUCUAUAAUCUAGGUCUAUAGGGAAUCUAAAACGUCAGGCAUAAAGCUAUAUUAGCAUAAAGCUUUCGAUCAUAUAACAAAGAUUUUGUCAACUGCUGUUUCUCAGCCAGGGUCAAGACUGAACUUUAAAUAUUUGAGCCAUCAUGGAAAAGACGUCCUUAAAGCGCUGAAUUAAUAAUAAUUCCAUGACAACUGAGGCUCCAUCUGCUGAUGAAGGUCAUGUGGCGUAUGAGUAAAAGCCAGUGGUGGAAUAUAACUGAGUAUAUUCACUCAAGUUCUAUAUUUAUGUACAAAUUUGCAUAAUGGACUGUAAGCCUACUUGAGUGUUUCUUUUCAUGCUACUUUAUACUUCUUCUCCACCACAAUUCAGAGGGAAUAUAUUGUACUUUUUACAAUUAUUUGACAGCUUACUUUUAAGAUUUUACAUACAAAAUACAUGAUGAACUUGUAAAAUAUGGUGCAUUGUUAUAUAUUAAACUACCCGACAGAAUGUAAAAUAAUUCCAAUCAGCUCCACCAGUAAAAUGCUGCUUAAACUAGAUCAUUUUAUAAGCAUGCAAGAUUUUAAAGACAGGAUUUAGGAGUAUUUGAACACUGAAUGUGCAUCUCCUGUAACUGAAUGACACUGCUAAUUCAUCAGUUGAUGCAAUUUGCUGUUUGUUUUAAGUCUGUUAUUGUCUCUCUUAUGUGAAUUCUUUAUGUUGUUUUUAAGUUUUUUGUGUUUUUAUGUGAAAUUCUGUUA
Molecule: messenger RNA, 3141 nt
Organism: Sebastes umbrosus (honeycomb rockfish)
Lineage: Eukaryota; Metazoa; Chordata; Actinopteri; Perciformes; Sebastidae
Product: syntaxin-11-like
Exons: 2
Coding region: 177-1031 (284 amino acids)
Biological process (GO): synaptic vesicle fusion to presynaptic active zone membrane; exocytosis; intracellular protein transport
Cellular component (GO): presynaptic active zone membrane; plasma membrane; synaptic vesicle
Molecular function (GO): SNAP receptor activity; SNARE binding
Source: RefSeq, a predicted model, not a curated record